Messenger RNA from Melospiza georgiana, 3113 nucleotides. It is a transcript of the gene ATP2C2, whose product is annotated as ATPase secretory pathway Ca2+ transporting 2. Lineage: Eukaryota; Metazoa; Chordata; Aves; Passeriformes; Passerellidae. The record is from RefSeq and is a predicted model, not a curated record. Gene Ontology annotation, cellular component: endoplasmic reticulum; Golgi membrane; plasma membrane. The transcript is spliced from 27 exons. Gene Ontology annotation, molecular function: ATP hydrolysis activity; P-type calcium transporter activity; ATP binding. The coding region runs from base 1 to 2832 and encodes 943 amino acids. Gene Ontology annotation, biological process: intracellular calcium ion homeostasis; calcium ion transmembrane transport; manganese ion transport.
AUGGGCCAAGGGAGCAUCACCAAAUUCUUCCAGAAAAAGUCGCUCCUCCGCUUCGUGCAGAAAUAUCAGCCCCUGGGAAGCGGCGAGCCGGAGGAGGAGCCCCAGCAGGAGUGUGAGCUGAAAAUCAUCCAGCAGGAGCAGGAGGUGGCAGUGCUGCCCCCGAAGGACGCCUGUAAAUGCCACAAGGAGGACUUGGCAAGAGCCCUCAACGUUGAUUUACAGACUGGACUCUCUGAGUUUUCCGUGCUCCAGCGCCGGUCAAAACAUGGCUGGAAUGAAUUUUCAGUAGAGAACACAGAGCCAAUAUGGAAGAAAUAUCUGGACCAGUUCAAAAACCCCCUCAUCCUCCUGCUGCUGGCCUCAGCUCUGGUGAGCGUCAUCACCAAGGAGUACGAGGACGCCGCGAGCAUCACCAUGGCCGUGCUCAUCGUGGUCACCGUGGCCUUCAUCCAGGAAUAUCGCUCAGAAAAGUCCCUGGAGGAGCUCAACAAGCUGGUGCCCCCCGAGUGCAACUGCCUAAGGGAAGGAAAACUGCAGCACCUUCUAGCACGAGAGCUGGUGCCUGGAGAUAUCAUCUACCUGUCUGUGGGUGACAGGGUUCCUGCAGACCUCAGGCUCAUCGAGGUUACAGAUCUGCUGGUGGAUGAAUCCAGCUUUACUGGGGAAGCUGAGCCUUGCAACAAGACUGAGGGUGUGCUGCUGGAGGCUGGGGACAUCACCACGCUGAGCAAUGUGGUUUUCAUGGGGACCCUGGUGCGAUACGGGAAGGGGAAAGGCGUGGUUAUUGGCACGGGCGAGAAUUCGCAGUUUGGCGAGGUGUUCAAGAUGAUGCAGGCUGAGGAGACUCCCAAGACACCUCUGCAGAAGAGCAUGGACAGGCUGGGGAAGCAGCUGACCCUGUUCUCCUUUGGGAUAAUUGGUUUGAUAAUGCUCAUUGGCUGGCUGCAAGGGAAGCAUCUCCUCAGCAUGUUCACCAUUGGAGUCAGCCUGGCCGUGGCUGCCAUCCCUGAGGGGCUGCCCAUCGUGGUCACUGUCACCCUGGUGCUGGGAGUGCUGCGCAUGGCCAAGAAAAAGGUGAUUGUGAAGAAGCUGCCCAUAGUAGAGACCUUAGGUUGCUGCAAUGUCAUCUGCUCGGACAAGACGGGCACUCUGACCGCCAACGAGAUGACGGUGACGCGGCUCGUGACCUCGGACGGCUGCCAGGCUGAGGUCAGCGGGGUGGGCUACAAUGGAGAUGGAAAUGUUUAUCUUCUGCCAUCCAAGGAGAUCCUUAAAGAAUUUUCCAACAUCUCCAUCGGGAAACUCGUGGAGGCUGGCUGUGUAGUCAAUAAUGCUGUUAUCAGGAAAAACACUGUGAUAGGACAGCCCACAGAAGGAGCUCUCAUUGCCCUGGCAAUGAAGAUGGAAUUAGCUGACAUAAAGGACAUUUAUGUAAGAAAGAAGGAAAUUCCAUUCAGCUCCGAGCAGAAAUGGAUGGCUGUGAAAUGCACACUGAAAAAUCAGGAUCAGGAAGAUAUUUACUUUAUGAAAGGAGCAUUUGAGGAAGUUAUCCAGCACUGCACUCUGUACAACAGUGGUGGCAUCUCUCUGUCACUCACACCCCAGCAAAAAGCCCUGUACCAGCAGGAGGAGAAGAGAAUGGGCUCCUCAGGACUUAGAGUACUUGCUUUGGCUUCAGGUCCAGAACUUGGCAAACUAACAUUUCUAGGUCUGGUGGGAAUAAUAGAUCCCCCAAGGGCUGGGGUGAGAGAAGCUGUGCAAAUCCUGUUUGAGUCUGGUGUGUCAGUGAAGAUGAUCACUGGAGAUGCCCUGGAAACAGCUGUGGCUAUAGGACAGAACAUUGGUCUCUGCAAUGGGAAGCUGAAAGCCAUGUCUGGGGAAGAGCUGGACCAGCUGGCAGAGGCAGAGCUCUCCUCCACUGUCCAAAAUGUUUCCAUUUUCUUCAGAACAAGCCCAAAGCACAAACUAAAAAUAAUAAAGGCCUUGCAGAGGGCUGGUGCUGUGGUGUCCAUGACAGGGGACGGGGUCAACGACGCCGUGGCCCUGAAAUCGGCCGAUAUCGGCAUCGCCAUGGGACGGGCGGGCACAGACGUCAGCAAAGAGGCUGCCAACAUGAUCCUCGUGGACGAUGACUUCUCAAAAGUCAUGAAUGCAAUAGAAGAGGGAAAGGGAAUAUUUUACAACAUAAAGAAUUUUGUCCGGUUCCAGUUGAGCACGAGUAUUUCAGCUUUGAGCCUAAUUACCCUGUCAACAGUGCUCAACCUGCCCAACCCACUCAAUGCCAUGCAGAUCUUAUGGAUCAACAUCAUCAUGGACGGGCCGCCAGCACAGAGCUUGGGGGUUGAACCUGUUGACAGGGACACCAUCAAGCAGCCCCCCAGGUGCAUCACAGACACCAUCCUCAGCAAGUCCCUGAUCCUGAAAAUCUUCAUGUCAGCAAUCAUCAUCAUCAGCGGAACCCUCUUUGUCUUCUGGAAGGAGAAUCCAAAGGGGGGGAUAACUCCUCGAACCACAACAAUGACUUUCACCUGUUUUGUGUUUUUUGACCUCUUCAACGCCCUGACAUGUCGCUCUCAGACAAAGUUGAUAUUUGAAAUCGGCUUUUUCCGAAACCGCAUGUUCUUGUAUUCCGUGCUUGGCUCAUUUUUGGGACAGCUGGCAGUUAUCUACAUCCCUCCACUGCAAAAGAUCUUCCAGACAGAGAAUUUAGGAGUGGUAGACCUGCUGUUCCUCACCGGCCUGGCUUCCUCAGUGUUCGUGGUGUCCGAGCUCAUCAAACUCUGUGAAAAGCGCUGCUGCCCCCAAAAGCACACCAGGGGACGUCACAACUGACUGAGACUGCUCUGAAAUGCACCUGGAACACGGCUGUGACAAUCCCAAUCCACCACUGCUGCCCCCCAAAGCACACCAGGGGAUGUCACAACUGACUGAGACUGCUCUGAAAUGCAUCUGGAACACAGCUGUGACAAUCCCAAUCCAUGGCUUUGUGACCCACACAUCCUUCCUGAAGGUACUCAAGUGCAGCUGUACCAACAGUCCUUACACCAGAGACUCUUCCACCCCCUGCACGUGAGCUGUCUGCAGAAACCUCCAGAGUGGCUCCUUUUUUAAAC